GCCGCCCCCGCGAAGGAGCCGGGACGGUGUCUUGGGCUCCCGCUCCCCGGUGAGCACCCGCCGGGGCGGAGGGCGAUGUCUGCCGGGGCCCGCCGCGGUCCCCGGGGCAGCCGGGCGCAGCAGCUCGCGCCCCUCUGGUGCUUCUCGGCCGCGCUGGGCGUUCUGUGGACCCCCGCCUCGCAGGCGUUCAACUUGGACGUAGACAAGCUCACGGUGUACAGCGGCCCCGAGGGCAGCUACUUCGGCUACGCGGUGGACUUCCAUAUACCUGCCGCUCGCACAGCGAGUGUCUUGGUGGGGGCGCCCAAAGCCAACACCAGCCAGCCAGACAUCGUGGAAGGGGGAGCCGUCUAUUACUGUCCUUGGCCCGCCGAGGGGUCUGCGCAGUGCAAGCAGAUACCGUUUGACAACACCAACAACAGAAAGAUCAGAGUUAACGGAACCAAGGAACCUAUAGAAUUUAAAUCCAAUCAGUGGUUUGGAGCAACAGUGAAAGCUCACAAAGGGGAAGUUGUGGCCUGCGCCUCUCUGUAUCACUGGAGAACUCUCAAACCAACACCAGAAAAGGACCCAGUUGGCACUUGCUAUGUAGCAAUCCAGAAUUUCAGUGCGUACGCAGAGUACUCUCCCUGUCGGAACAGUAAUGCUGAUCCAGAAGGCCAGGGUUACUGCCAAGCAGGAUUUAGUCUGGAUUUUUAUAAGAAUGGAGACCUCAUAGUAGGAGGACCGGGAAGUUUUUAUUGGCAAGGUCAGGUGAUCACUGCCAGUAUUGCAGAUAUCAUUGCAAAUUACUCAUUCAAGGAUAUUCUAAGGAAAUUGGCUCGAGAAAAACAGACAGACGUGGCUCCAGCUUCCUAUGAUGAUAGUUACCUUGGAUAUUCAGUUGCUGCUGGGGAAUUUACUGGAGACUCUGAGCAAGAACUGGUUGCUGGCAUUCCAAGAGGAGCACAGAAUUUUGGAUAUGUUUCAAUCAUUAACUCUACAGAUAUGACUUUUAUUCAGAAUUUCACUGGCGAACAGAUGGCAUCUUAUUUUGGAUAUACGGUCACAGUGUCAGAUGUUAACAAUGAUGGAAUGGAUGACGUAUUGAUUGGGGCACCUCUCUUUAUGGAACGUGAAUUUGAGAGCAGCCCUAGAGAAGUAGGGCAAGUUUACCUGUAUUUGCAAGUGAGCGCGCUUGUCUUCAGGGACCCGCAGAUCCUUGCAGGCACCGAGGUUUUCGGGAGAUUCGGUAGUGCUGUGGCACACUUAGGAGACCUGAACCAAGAUGGUUACAAUGACAUUGCCAUUGGAGCACCCUUUGCAGGCAAGGAUCAAAGAGGCAAAGUGCUCAUUUACAACGGGAACGAGGAUGGCUUAAACACCAAGCCUUCCCAAACUCUGCAGGGAGUGUGGGCCUCACAGACCAUCCCUUCGGGCUUCGGCUUUACUCUAAGAGGAGACUCAGACAUAGACAAGAAUGAUUACCCAGAUUUAAUUGUAGGUGCAUUCGGAACAGGAAAAGUAGCUGUUUACAGAGCAAGACCAGUUGUGACCGUGGAUGCCCAGCUUUUGCUGCACCCAGUGAUUAUCAAUCUGGAAAAUAAAACAUGCCAGAUUCCAGAGUCUCUGUCAUCUGUGGCCUGCUUCUCUUUAAGAGUAUGUGCAUCUGUAACAGGCCAGAGCAUUUCAAAUCCAGUAGGCUUGACUGCCGAGGUGCACGUAGACUCCCUAAAACAAAAAGGAGCCAUUAAGCGCACGCUCUUCCUUGACAACCAUCAGUCCCAUCGCAUCUUCCCCCUUCGCAUAAAGCGGCAGAAAUCCCUCCACUGCCAGGAUUUUGUCGUUUACCUCCGAGAUGAAACUGAAUUCCGAGAUAAAUUAUCUCCAAUCAACAUUAGCUUGAAUUACAGUUUGGAUGAAUCCACCUUUAAAGAAGGCCCAGAAGUGCAACCGAUAUUGAAUUACUACAUGGAAAACACCGUGACCCAACAGGCUCACAUCCUGGUGGAUUGUGGCAAAGACAACGUAUGCAUUCCUGACUUGAAGCUGUCAGCUAGACCAGAUAAGCAUCAGGUCAUCAUUGGAGAUGAAAAUCAUCUUACGCUCAUAAUCAAUGCAAGAAAUGAAGGAGAAGGUGCCUACGAAGCUGAACUCUUCGUGAUAAUACCAGAAGAGGCAGAUUAUGUUGGGAUUGAACGCAGCAACAAGGACCUGCGACCACUGAGCUGUGAGUACAAGAUGGAAAAUAUAACCAGGAUGGUGGUAUGUGACCUUGGGAACCCUAUGGUGGCUGGAACAAAUUAUUCUCUGGGCCUCCGAUUUGCAGUUCCACGUCUUGAGAAAACAAACAUGAGCAUUAACUUCGAUCUCCAAAUCAGAAGUUCCAACAGGGACAACCCAGACAGCAAUUUUGUGAGCCUGCAAAUCAACAUCACUGCUGUAGCUCAAGUAGAAAUAAGAGGAGUAUCCCACCCUCCGCAGAUUGUUCUGCCCAUUCGUAACUGGGAACCGGAAGAGGAGCCCCGCAAAGAGGAAGGAGUUGGGCCAUUGGUGGAACAUAUUUAUGAGCUGCACAAUAUUGGACCGAGUACCAUCAGCGACACUCUUCUGGAGGUGGGCUGGCCAUUCUCUGCCCGGGACGAAUUUCUCCUCUACAUUUUUCAUAUCCAAACUCUGGGACCUCUGCAGUGUCAAACAAAUCCUAAUAUCAACCCACAGGAUAUAAAGCCCGCCACCCCCCCAGAGGACACCCCCGAGCUCAGUGCCUUUUUGCGAAACUCGACCAUCCCUCAUCUUGUCAGGAAGAGAGACGUGCGGAUGCCGGAGCCCCAUAGACAGAGCCCCGCAAAAAUCUUGAAUUGUACAAAUAUCGAGUGCUUACAAAUCUCCUGUGCAGUGGGGCGGCUAGAAGGAGGAGAAAGUGCCGUCCUAAAAGUCAGGUCACGGUUAUGGGCCAAGACCUUCCUCCAGAGAAAAAAUGACCCCUAUUCUCUUGCAUCCCUGGUGUCCUUCAAAGUUAAGAAGAUGCCUUAUAAAGAUCAGCCAGCAAAACUCCCAGAAGGAAGCAUAGCAAUUAAGACAUCAGUUAUUUGGACAACCCCAAAUGUUUCCUUCUCAAUCCCAUUAUGGGUAAUAAUACUAGCAAUCCUUCUUGGAUUAUUGGUUCUGGCCAUCUUAACGUUAGCUUUAUGGAAGUGUGGAUUCUUUGACAGAGCGAGACCCCCCCAAGAUGAUAUGAAUGACAGGGAGCAAUUGACAGAUGAGAAAGCCGCGGAGGCAUGAGAAGUAAAACCCCAAGCUCAAAACACACAAACACUGGUCCUGUUCAAGGAAAAGAAGGAACACAAAGGUUCAGUAGAUGUUUCCCUGUACUUGCCAGUGACCUAGGAAAUGGAAGGGCCCCAGAAAUAUCACUUCAUCUAUGCUGCACUUUGGAGAAGCUGCCACAGAGCCCAGAGACCGUUCUGGGUGAUGUAACGUCCAUCCUCAACACUGUGGAAACCAUUAGCAAUCAUGGAAGACGUCUUUUGCUUUAGUCGUUCUGUCUUUGGCAGACGCUCUGAAAUGGACAUGGAAACUCAAGUUGCUUUCCAGGUAAAUCCAACUCAAGUUGCAGAGAUGAACUGUCUGAAUCACAAUCGACUUCGGAAGGUGAACUAGGACCGAACCUUCCAACACUACUGCAUCCAACGGAAUAUUCGACACCUCCC
This is a messenger RNA of Odobenus rosmarus divergens (Pacific walrus), 3692 nucleotides long. It is a transcript of the gene ITGA8, whose product is annotated as integrin, alpha 8. The coding region runs from base 76 to 3264 and encodes 1062 amino acids. Lineage: Eukaryota; Metazoa; Chordata; Mammalia; Carnivora; Odobenidae. Gene Ontology annotation, biological process: integrin-mediated signaling pathway; cell-matrix adhesion; cell-cell adhesion. Gene Ontology annotation, cellular component: external side of plasma membrane; integrin complex. The record is from RefSeq and is a predicted model, not a curated record. The transcript is spliced from 30 exons. Gene Ontology annotation, molecular function: integrin binding.